AGAAGAGGAAUUGCCGUAAUUGACGCAGUAAUAUCAGGCAUCUGUACCGGCGACAACACUGGGCGAUCGAUUUCAGUCGGUCGGCUCGUUGUCAUGGAGCGAUCCCUUAGUGUCAGCAGGGAUGAUUCAUCUCCUUGCUCCCCACCUUCUCCAGCAUCGGCGCCUCAACCUCCUCCUCCUCCUCCUCCUGCUCCUCACAACGUCCUCCUUUCUCCUCGUCACCCCUCUUCUAUUCCUCCCUCCUCUCCCACAUCAGGACUGACUCCUCCUCUUCCUCCUCCUCUCCGACGGGGAAGGCAGAGUUUUGCGGCAGCUAUGGUGGACGUCAGCAAGUGGCCCCUGUUCUCCCUGCUGAACGCAGAGGAGCUAGCCACAAUCCGACAGGCCUGUGUCUUUGGGACGUCUGCCAACGAAGCCAUCUACAUUACACAUGGCAAUGAGGUGUUUGUGCUUGGGUUGAACAGCAGUGGCUGCCUCGGCACAGGGGACGGUCUGAGCACCAUUGUGCCAAAGAAACUGGACUUCCUGCGGGGGAAGAAGGUAGUUAGCCUGAGCUACGGCAGCGGGCCGCACGUCCUCUUGGCUACUGAUGAUGGACAGCUGUUCGCUUGGGGUCACAAUAGCUACAGUCAGAUGGGGAAUGGGUGUACAAACCAGGGAUUGUCUCCAGUGCUGGUCGCCGCUAACCUACAGAACAAGAAAGUGACACAAGUGGCUUGUGGCUCUCAUCACUCCAUGGCCCUCACUCACGACGGAGAGGUCUUUGCGUGGGGUUAUAAUAACUGCGGCCAGGUUGGCUCAGGCUCCACAGCCAAUCAGCCCUACCCCAGGAAAGUCACCGGCUACCUGCAGGGAAAGACCGCAGUUGGCAUCACGUGCGGGCAAACUUCCUCCAUGGCUGUCAUCGACAACGGAGAGGUCUAUGGCUGGGGGUACAAUGGUAAUGGACAGCUGGGUACCGGUAACAAUGGAAACCAGCUGACGCCUUGCCGCCUCGCCGCACUCCAAGGGGUGUGCAUUCAGCAGAUUGUAUCAGGCUACGCACACUGCCUGGCGCUGACAGACGAAGGUCUGCUGUACGCCUGGGGAGCAAACACCUACGGCCAACUGGGAACUGGAAACAAGAGCAACCACCUCAGCCCUGUACAAAUCAUGGCUGACAAAGAGAGGAUCGUGGAGGUGGCAGCGUGCCAUUCAACACACACUUCAGCAGCCAAGACCCAAAGCGGGCAGGUGUAUAUGUGGGGUCAGUGUCGGGGUCAGUCCAUCGUCAUGCCACACCUCACGCACUUCACCAGCACCGACGACGUCUUCGCCUGUUUCGCCACGCCCUCCGUCAUGUGGAGGCUCAUUUCUGUGGAGCACGAUGACUUCCUGACUGUAGCGGAGGCUCUGAGGAAAGAGUUUGACAGUCCAGAAACGGCUGACCUAAAGUUCAGCGUCGACGGCAAAUGCAUCCACGUACACAAAGCCAUGCUGAAGAUCAGGUGUGAGCAUUUCCGGUCCAUGUUUCGCUCCCAGUGGACGGAGGACCAGCAGGAGGUGAUAGAGAUCGGCCAGUUCUCCUACCCAGUCUACAGAUCCUUCCUCCAGUUUCUCUACACGGACACCGUCGACCUUCCACCUGAGGAUGCCAUCGGCCUGUUGGACUUGGCCACCUCUUACUGUGAAAACCGCCUGAAGCGUCUGUGUCAGCAGAUCAUCAAGAGAGGAAUCACGGUGGAAAACGCCUUCACCCUGCUGUCAGCCGCCAUACGAUAUGACGCAGAGGAUCUGGAAGUGUUUUGUUUCAGGUUUUGUGUAAACCAUCUGACUCAGGUGACUCAGACCGAAGCCUUCUGGCAGGUGGACGGAGCGAUGCUCAAGGAGUUUAUCAGCAGGGCCAGCCGCUGCGGAGCCUUCAAGAACUGAGUGCGUUUUUUGGUCAUUUUUUUUUAUAUAUAUAAAAUCACUUGCAAGCUAAUGUCCUGACAAAGUGGAUGCCGUUGUCCUCCAGAGUGUGGCGCUGACCUUUCAGCUCUGAUCACGAGCUUGAGUGAAUUCUGAGACUUUUUUUUAAUCUGCAUCCUUUAUAAGUGGCAGGACUCUAAUUGGACCUGAAAUCAGCACUUUGGCCACUUCCUGUGGAGUCGCUCAACAAACUCGUGGCGCCUUUUCUCUGUCACACUGCAUUAUAUUCUUUACAUGCUGUAUUUAUACUUGAAUUUAUUUAUUUGUUUCCUCCUUUUACUUCUGGAAAAGUUAACUCUAUGUGAGACCACUAAGGAAGCAGAACGGUAGGAAAGGGAGACUAGCUCAAAGAACAGCCAGUGUCUUUGUUAGGGAACUGAAAGACACAUUUUGUCAAAAGGGGUUAGAUAACUGACCCACACUGGCCAGGACACUAGUACCACUGACAAACAUCUACUUUCAUUUUCAGGCAAAAGCAGCUACUGAAUGUGCUGAACCUUCAUCUCUAAUUUAACUGUCAAAGCAGAAAUUCUGUAGAUUUUUGGUAGCUAAAACCCAUUGUGGGAUGUAUAGUGUUUUUCCUUUCUAUACUCGAGUCAGUUUUCUUUUGGUAUCUUCACUCUGCCUCACAUAAACUUUUUGCUCUAUGGCACUUUAAGAAAUGACAUUUGCUUCUUCUUUGAUAUUCAGUAAAAUUGCACAAAUUCUUUAAAACACUGUGGAAGGGAAGACUAAAUAACUUGAACCUCAAAAGCAACAGCAAACAUUUGAGGCACUGUUACGUAACCAGUGGCUUUAUUCCUUCUUUGCAAGUGUGAAAUGUAUGUAAGAUGGGUGGCAUGUUACAGAUGGUAUAUAUUCUAAGAAUUUUCCUUCAGCCACAGGGACUUUUAACAAACUUAUCCAAGGUGACUGUUUUCAUCUGUUUGUACUUACUAAUUUGUUUUAUUAAGAAGCAAAUAAGCAGCGCAGCAAAGCGAGAGAGACCAAAAUGAUACUUUAGUAAUUCCUUGGUAAUUUACAACAUUUUUUACAGGUUUUGUCUGUAGAUACCGUGGAAAUGCACUGCGAGAUAAAGCAAUACAAACACUUUGUUGAGACAUGAGAUGAUUUCUUUGUAUUCUGUUUAGUUUGAGCUUCUGAUGACCAAAUUCGGCCUGUAGGUCCCAGUUUCUGCUGCCAGGCGAGUUGGACUGUUACUGACCAGAUCAGACCGAUGAGUUCAGUUUCUCUUUAUUGAUGCACUCGGAUGCUUGAAAUAAUCACAUUCAUGUGGUUUGAACUUGAGUAUGAUUUCAGUUUAUUAUAAGAGCACAGUUUUAUUCAGGUUAGAAAACAAGGUGAGGUCAGGGGGCGAAUGAUUGCUUCAGAGGAAUGACAAGCAGGUUUACAUUUUUUCCUCUUGUUUUAUGUGAAAAGCAAACUGGGAAAAAAAAAAGAUUGUUUUACUUAAUGCAUUAAGAUAAGAAUAUAUAUUUUUAUUGUGUAGGACAAGUUUAUAAAGCUGCUGGUGACUGGUUUAAAUUCAGCUUACAGCAUAGGGCUUUACUUUGAAGCAAUCAGCAUGAGCAUGGUGGGACUUAUAUGGCUGUUUUUGCUGUUACAUGACUGUUGUUUUACUUUAUUAUACUUUAUUUUUUAUAUUUUGCGAUGGGAUGAUAUGUUUCUGUAAAAUAAAAAUAAAUAAGUCCGA
Messenger RNA from Scatophagus argus, 3643 nucleotides. RefSeq names its product regulator of chromosome condensation (RCC1) and BTB (POZ) domain containing protein 1 (gene rcbtb1). Lineage: Eukaryota; Metazoa; Chordata; Actinopteri; Scatophagidae. The record is from RefSeq and is a predicted model, not a curated record. The transcript is spliced from 14 exons. Gene Ontology annotation, molecular function: protein binding. The coding region runs from base 94 to 1911 and encodes 605 amino acids.